Messenger RNA from Wickerhamiella sorbophila, 1380 nucleotides. RefSeq lists its product as hypothetical. NCBI's taxonomy places the organism in Eukaryota, Fungi, Ascomycota, Dipodascomycetes, Dipodascales, Trichomonascaceae. The transcript has a single exon. The record is from RefSeq and is a predicted model, not a curated record. Bases 1 to 1380 code for a protein of 459 amino acids.
AUGUUUGGUGUAUUCAGUGAACCAACCUAUCCAUUCCACAGUCGUGGUCCCAUGCGCGGACGCCACGCAGUAUACACAAUGAAUCCAUUCGACUUUGGCGAUGCAUUCGUAUUCCAGGAGCCUCCUCACCGCCGGUCUCACCGUGGUCACGGCCCUGGUUUUGCUGAAGCCAAUUGCCACGCGAGUGCAUCCAGUACUGACGGUAGCAGCAAUUGCCAAGGCCGCUGCCAUGCUAGACACCGUGGCCCUCCUUUUGCUGCUGCUGGCCCUCACCGCCGCCGCCACCACCAUCACCACCAUUAUCGCCACCGCAAGCCUACCCCUGAACCAGAGGAACCUAAACGUGCACACGUUGUAACUCCCUGGGGAACAUAUGUUUACUAUGUGAACGAUGAUGCGUCCGAUGCCGACACAGAAGCGGAACAGGACGAUGUUGCAGAGGCGACCCAAGCUAACGAGCAGCCAGACGACGACGAUGUCGACUUGGAGGUCGUUGAAGUCCCCGAUUCGCCAGACGUACACGAGCCUGCAGUCGAAGUACCUAAAUCACCCGAACUAGGACUGUCUGCUUCUGACGUUUCCGACGACGAGGUGCUCGAGGCCUUCCGCGAACUGAAGGCCCUCGUAGAGGCGCAGGAGGCUGCAGAGCGUGCAGCUGGGCAGGCCAGAGAAAAGGCCCGUGUUGCGAGAGAAAAGGCACGCGAGAGAAAAGAAGCUGAACGCCGCCGUCUUGAAGAAGCUGCCCGCGAAGAGGAGAUUCGCAAUGCAGCUAUCCAGGCAGCAUUGGAGGAGGCCCAGGCCGUCCAGGCCGCCCUGCAGGAAGAGGCCGAAGAAAAGGCUCGGGCGGAGGAGAAGCGGGCCCGUCGUGAAGCCCGCAAAUUGGAGAAACGCCAUCACAAGGAGGAACAGGCAGAGCUCAAAUCCAAGCAUGCCAAAACCGAAGUAUCCGCCGAGCCGUUUGAGGUUGUUGAAGAAGCUGAUCAGGCCGAAUCUGCAGAGUUGGAACAAACGUUUGCCAAAUAUUCCACGCUUCUUGAUGCAGUCGAGGAACGGGUCAACAGAAUAUCGAAUAUCGACCUCAAUGGCCGUAAGAAGACCCAGUCGUUUAUCUCCCUGGUCGAGUCAUACUACCCCAAGAUCGACAAAGUGUACUUGAAGCUCGACGAUCUCCGGGUGCCCAAAGAGUAUCGCAAGCAGAAGCACAACAUCACGGCUCGCGCAGUUGGAAUGGCCGAUCGGCUCGAUGCUCUGCUCGAAAAACUCAAGAAUACCAUUGCGACCCUCAACGAAGCCGAAGCAGAAAGCGACAGCUCCGUUUCAAGUGGCUCACACCGGUAUACAGUGACGCUUGAAGACGUCGACGAUUCAGAUUCAUCUUAG